Ceutorhynchus assimilis (cabbage seed weevil) is the source of this 1670-nucleotide messenger RNA. Lineage: Eukaryota; Metazoa; Arthropoda; Insecta; Coleoptera; Curculionidae. The record is from the annotation of a GenBank genome assembly.
AUGUCAGAUCUCAAAUCGAUUUGAGCGCAGAAGAAAACGAAGAGACUUCUAAACACUUUCUCGUGAAAAUGGAUUUCGACGAAGUUCUAGAAGAACUUGGCGAAUUGGGCCGCUACCAGAUUAUCAUGUACCUUCUGGUAUGUUUUCCUGUUCUUUUUGCGGCCGCCAACAGUUUGAGUUACGUUUUCACUGCUGGAGUCAUCGAUUACAGAUGUUUUAUUCCCGAAUGCGAAAGUCCUGAAGACAAUUAUAACGUUUCGUGGAUAAAUUGGGCGAUUCCAAAAGACAGAGACAAUGACCAAGUGAUUGGAUUCAAAUCGGAUAUUUGCUACAAAUAUGCGAUAAAUCGUACAGCUUGGGCUGCAAACAAUGAAACUUGCCAGGAGCAGUUUUUCGAUAAAACUCGUCUGGUAAAAUGUACGGAAUGGAUUUUCAGUGAGGCUGAAAGUACUAUUGUAAAUGAGUGGAAUUUGACUUGUAUAGAAAACCAAUGGAAAAUCUCGUUAAUAGGCAGUAGCCAUUUUGGCGGGAUCAUUGCUGGCUCGUUAAUUUUUGGAAUUUUAGCCGACAGAUUUGGGCGAAAAAUCAUUUUUAUAUUUUGCAUUUUACUUAUGACAAUUUCCGGAGUAAUACAGGCUUUUUCUCCAGAAUAUGUUACGUUUGUAAUACUCACUUUCGUCAAUGCUUUGGGUACUGCUGGAGUGUAUCCUUUGGCUUUUAUUUUAGGAGUAGAAAUGGUGGGCAAAAACAAACGAGAAAUCACUGGGAUUGUGCUGAAUUAUUUUUAUGCCGUAGGAGAGGCACUUGUUGCACUUUUCGCUUGGAUAGCGCCAGACUGGCAAGAAUUACAAUUAAUUGUAUCAGCGCCUUCAAUCAUUUUCAUUGCGUAUUAUUGGAUGAUUCCAGAAUCCGUAAGAUGGUUAAUGGCAAAUUCAGAAAAUCAAAAAGCCAAAUCCAUAGUGCUAAAGGCCGCGAAAGUUAACAGAGUUGAAUUGUCCGAAAGCCUCAUGAGUACUUUUGAAACUGGCUCAAUAAACGAUGAUUCGAAAACUUCCAACAGCAAAAUGUUGCCCAUAGUGAAAGUGAUGCUAAAAUCAAAAACCUUAAUAGUAAGAUUUUCAAUAAUGUACUUUAUAUGGGGUGUAAACGCAUUCGUUUACUACGGCCUAUCGAUAAAUGCCACGUCACUGAGCGGCAACAAGUACAUCAAUUUUGCCUUGGUUAGCCUUAUCGAAAUACCUGGAUACACUAUCGCUUGGAUUUGCAUCCAGAAAUUAGGCAGAAAGCCUUCAUUGAUAAUGUCCUUGUUAUUGUGUGGCAUCACUUGUACUCUAACGAUUUUUGUUUCGAAAGGUUCUGAUUGGAUCGUAAUAACACUUUUUCUUCUUGGAAAAAUGGCCAUUACGUCUUCUUUUGGCGUUGUCUAUGUACACACGGCGGAAAUGCUGCCGACAAUAAUUCGGAGCGGAGGCGUUGGGAUUGCUUCGACUGUAGCCAGAAUUGGAGCUCUUCUGGCUCCAUUUGUUCCAUUAUUGGGAGUUUAUUGGAAACCUCUUCCAAUGGUGAUGUUUGGAGGUUUGGCCAUCAUCGCUGGUCUGUUAGCGUUCAAAUUGCCAGAAACUUAUGGGAAAAAACUACCCGAGACAGUAUUAGAAGCGAAAAAGUUGUGA